This is a messenger RNA of Ostertagia ostertagi, 207 nucleotides long. The record is from the annotation of a GenBank genome assembly. NCBI's taxonomy places the organism in Eukaryota, Metazoa, Nematoda, Chromadorea, Rhabditida, Trichostrongylidae.
AAUCGGUACGCCGAUCGCUCCGUGGCGAUCGAAAUCGCAUGCACCAGAAGUGCUCGAAUCGAUUUGUACGACAUUUGUGAGGAGUACAAACGCAAGUAUCAACGCGCCCUUGAGUACGACGUUCAGCAGAUGUGCAGCGGUGACUACAUGCGUUUACUCAUCGCAUUGCUGUCCGCAUCUAACAACAACAAUAAUCACAUUAUGUAG